Messenger RNA from Lachnellula hyalina, 1038 nucleotides. RefSeq names its product Heterokaryon incompatibility protein 6,OR allele. Bases 1 to 1038 code for a protein of 345 amino acids. The record is from RefSeq and is a predicted model, not a curated record. NCBI's taxonomy places the organism in Eukaryota, Fungi, Ascomycota, Leotiomycetes, Helotiales, Lachnaceae. The transcript has 4 exons.
AUGUUCAUACAACGCUUGAUAUCACGGCGAGCUGUCCAAACUUUCAGAAAACCAUUCAUAUACCCCUUUCCCCUAUCAACGAGCUCCAGAAACUCGAUACAACAUCUCAGUCGUCGGCUGGCUUCUUCGACCACCAGGACUGUCCCUCGUGUUUCCAGCAAGAAACAGAUAUUCCCAGAGCGGGUCCUCGUAUACCAUGCCGGGACAGGCCGGACCGUCUUCCUCGGCUCCCUGAAAGUCACCACAAUCUUCAUCGCCACCUUCUUUUGCGCUGUCCUAGGCCCAACAUACUACUACGCAGAAAAUGAGCCACCGUGGGUCUCAGUAAUCGUCAUCCUCUCGGGCAUAAUACCCAUGAUAUCCGUAUUAUACAUGACCUCGCCCUUCGUUAAUUACAUCCAUCUCCGUCUCCCUCCAUUUGCCCGCAACUCCACCGAAUUGAUGAGACGCUUUACCAAAACGCUGCCCAGAGACGCUGAAAUUGACAUCACGACCAUGAACGUCCUUGGGAAACCGAGAGUGGCGCGUAUGAAGAUCCAGGAUUUGUCUGCUGCGAAUGAAAGGUUUGGGCUGGUCAACUAUGUCAGGGAUACGAAGGCGAUUAAUGAGAGGAGGAAGUGGUGGAUGGGGAAAGCCGUGAGGCAGUUUGGCGUUCAUGGGGGGAAGGGGAGUAUGGUGGGGGGUGAGGCUUGGAAGGAUAUUCAGGCGGCUAUUGCUAAGAGGGGUGAGAAGGGGUGCAGAGAAAAUGUCACCAUGCCCAUCGAAAUGGAUGGGUCUACUUAUCCUGUCACAAUAAACCUAUACUCCGCGCUCCGUAAUCUUCGGAAGCCCUCGGAGGUACGCCUCAUGUGGGUCGAUUCCAUAUCCAUUAAUCAGAGAGAUGAUGAAGAGAAGUCUCAACAAGUCAAUCUAAUGCGAGACAUGUAUGCCAGCGCUAAUACAUGCGUGGUGUGGUUCGGAGACUUUCUAGACCAUGGAAUAACCAUGACUGAAGCUACAGCCUUUUUGGACACGUUGGUGGAAAUGAUAAAGAUCUGA